Messenger RNA from Phycodurus eques (leafy seadragon), 2416 nucleotides. It is a transcript of the gene azin1b, whose product is annotated as antizyme inhibitor 1b. The record is from RefSeq and is a predicted model, not a curated record. Gene Ontology annotation, biological process: positive regulation of polyamine transmembrane transport; negative regulation of protein catabolic process. The coding region runs from base 423 to 1724 and encodes 433 amino acids. NCBI's taxonomy places the organism in Eukaryota, Metazoa, Chordata, Actinopteri, Syngnathiformes, Syngnathidae. Gene Ontology annotation, molecular function: ornithine decarboxylase activator activity; ornithine decarboxylase activity. Gene Ontology annotation, cellular component: cytoplasm. The transcript is spliced from 11 exons.
AGUUCUCCUCCCACCGUCGACGAGACAGGAUCUCCGCUACACCGACGCUUCGACGAGCCAUAUGGCCACAACAGCCGCCGUUCUUUCUUUUAACGUGGGGCCCACUACUCUUUAAAAAUUCCGCCGAAAAAGAGAAGACGAUUUUCUAAAACAUUCUGGCCGUUAUCUCACGGCUCCCCUGUCUCUGCACAGGUGUAUGAGCGCUACCCAGAGGGCCUAGGGGCGGCUCUUUACCGGGAGCACUUCGACUUCAACGCUGAGCCGCCUUGGGAUCCUAGCUGAUAGCGGGACAGGUCCGUCUCCCGACUUGUCCAUUUUGUUGCAUAACCGGCAGGACCCCCCAUUUGGCUCAGUCGUGACCCUCUCGCCGACUCACUCACACCCCUUCUUUAUGAUUUUUGGAUCGCUGGAAUACGGUUAAGAUGAAAGGACUCGCAGACCGACCCGCCGGCUACACGGUCGAGCUGCUCUCGGGCGGCGCCACCCUCGACGACGUCAUCGACGAGCGCAUCUGCGAGCAAGCUCUGGCGGAGAAGAGCGCCUUCAUGGUGGGCGACCUGGGCGCUCUGAUGCGCCAGCACGCACGCUGGCAGAGCGCCGCGCCACGGCUGCAACCGUACUUCCCGCUCCGCUGCAACCGCAGCCCGGCGGUCGUCGAGCUGCUCGCCUCCCUGGGCCUGGGCUUCGUCUGCGCCAGCAAAGUCGAAGUCAGUCUGGCGCUUGAGCGCGGGGUGCCGCCCGACAACAUCAUCCUGUCGGGCGUCUGCAAGCAGUUGGCGCUCGUCAAGGCCGCCGCCAAGCACGGCGUGUGCCACCUCGUCUGCGAGAACGAGGCCGAGCUGGCCAAGAUUGCGCGCCUCCAACCGCGUGCCAAGUUGUUGCUGCAGCUGAGGACAGAGGCCCACAUGGCCGAGACCAGCGUGGCCUUCGGCGCGUCUCUGAAGAGCUGCCGCCACCUGCUGGAGGCGGCCAAGGAGCUCGGCGUGCUGGUGGUGGGCGUGGCCUUCCAUGUGCCAACCUCCUGCCAGGACCCGCAGCGGGCCUACAGCCACGCGCUUGCCGACGCCCGCUGUGUCUUCGACAUGGGGGCCGACCUGGGCUUCGACAUGAACAUCCUGGACGUCGGCGGUGGAUUCAACGGCUCGGAGUUCCAACUCAAACAGGUGGAAUCUGCCCUCAGCCCGCUGCUGGACACUUACUUCCCGCCGCUGUCCGGCGUGCACGUGCUGGCCCAGCCGGGCUCCUUCUACGUGGCGUCGGCCUUCAGCCUGGCCGUCAACGUGAUCGCCAAGGAGGCGGUGACCCGCCGCUGGGACGGCUUAGCUCCAGGUGAGAACGGCGAGGACGCGGAGUUCCUGUACUACAUGAACGAGGGCGUUUAUGGCCUGUUUGGCGUCAAGCUCCUGGGGAACGCCAUCGCCGUGCCAGCGGUGCACAAGCGCGCGCCGUGCGCCGACGCAGCAGUGUGCCCCAGCAGCCUGCGGGGUCCCACGCUGGACCAGCUGGACCUGGUGGUGGAGCGCUGCCUCCUGCCCGAGCUCAGCGUGGGCGACUGGCUGCUCUUCGCCAACAUGGGCGCCUGCGGCCUGGACGACCACGCCGGCGGCACGUGCGCCUCGCCGCAACCGCCGGUCUACUACGCUGCCGCCGCCUCGGACUGGUAUGAAAUGCAGGAGGGGGGCAUGACGCUGGACGGCGCCGUCAAGACCUUCUCCUUCGUGUAGUACCCCAAAAAUUGCCCCAAGCGUCUUGCUGUGGUCAACAUUCCAGCCAGCGUUUUAUUACAAGAUACCCCCCCCCCCCUUUUCUUUUUUUGCUCUGUCAUUUCAAAUCAAUCCUGCCCAAGUGAUGUUAUGCAACAAAAUGGACGACUCCGGAGAUGGAACCCUCCCCCUACCGGCCACACUAACCCAGCAGUGGGGGGGCGGGAGUUUGCGCUCUUUAUUAUUGUCAUAAUAAUAAUCCCUUUGACAAAAUUGCUAAUGAUCUCUAUCGUCGCGUGUGUGUUUGAAGAAUGGACGUACCUCAGACACUAGAAUAGCUGAACAGAAUCUUUUUUUUUUUUUUUCCCUUCUCCUAUUUAUUGGAUCGAGUUGUGGCCACGGCAACAGCUUUAUCCUAGUAAGAUAUUGUCUGGUUUUUUUUCAGUUUCCCUGAAAGGCUUCAUAUGUGCUGUGACUGUCAUUUGUCACCUCAAAAUGGUCACCAAGUCAUCCACUGGCCCAUUUGGACAGCUAUCUUCGUAUUCAAGGCAACCUGCCCCUUUGUCUGUGUUGCAAACAAAAAUAUGUAUUCAUAGUGACUUGCUGUCUAAAAGCACUAAUGGACCACACCCUGUUGUUUUUUUUGGACUGUAAAUUCUGUUUGUUGAAGUAAUGAAAGUGAUUAAUUUAAUACAUUUCUGACUGAAAUCAUU